CAAAGCCACACUGGGGGUUUGUAGCUGUUUUAGCUGUGUGUCAGACAAAAUCCAGUGCCUUAAGCCCCAGGCCAGGCUGUGUCCAGGCCCGAGGAGCCCACGAGCAGGAGCACGGGUGGCUCACAGCCAAAGCUCCUGCCUGUGCUUGCAGGUUCUUUCAGUCUCCCUGUGUUCAGACCGCUGCCCUCGCAGAUGUGGCAGCAGCUGCUGCCCCAAGUUCCUCGUUUACCAUUCCUUCUGUCCUCGUUACCAUUCCUUCUGUUCUCCUCGUUACCAUUCCUUCUGUCCUCGUUACCAUUCCUUCUGUUUCCAAGUUAUUUCCUAGCCCUGGUAGCCUGAGCUAUCCAGGGAUCUGUGCAGAGGUUGGGACAGCCCUGCCUGCGCUUUGUGGGUUUGUAGCACAGCGUUUUAAUGUUUUUCCUGUGGAACCUUCUAGAGCCAGGCUGGUUUUCCCCACCCUGUUGCUGCCUCUCCUGUUUGCGGGCCGGGGAAGCCGAGGCUCCCGGGAUCUCCCUGGCAGAGCCCCGUCCUUGGGGCUGGCCAGGGGGUGAGGACAGUCCCCCCUGCACCUGCUGAGGACCGAGGGAGGCUCUCUGAGCCCAGCAGCCACGCAGGGCUGUUGGUGGAAGCUCCGUGCUCUCUGCCCCAAGGAGAAGCCCUGCCCUGUGCCCAGCUGGGGAGGGGCAGGGCUGUCCCACCACGCCCCGAGCUCUGUCAGCAAUUAGAGCUGCAGCAGCUCCCCUGGCCGUGCUGGAAUCUCAAUAAACUGGGGCUGCUGUUCCCAGCUUGGCUCCUGCUGUGCUCUUGGCCCACGCACUCUGUACUUUAUGGCUUUGUCUGACAAAGGCUCUGGCUCAGCAGUUCUGUCUCCGCCCUCCGCCCCAAAGCCUCCGGUUCCGCUUUCCCGAGACAGGGCUGGGAUUUGCAGGAUCAAAAAGCGGUCAGGAUGUGCAGGAGGAAUGUUAUUCAGGGGCUCUGGCUGCCCUGGCCACGCAGCGUCUGCCCCUGGCAUGUGGCAGGGAGGAGCUGUGCAGGCACCAGGGCACGGGCACUGCUCACCCUCACCCCGAAAGCAGCGCGUGCUGCUCCCCCAAAAGUGGGCCAGCAGCUUCCCCCUGCACAUGGAGGGGAGCCCCAAGGUUCUGGGAGGGUCUCCCCGUGUGGCAGAAGGUGGCUCUGGGACGCAACAGUGGCAGCUGGGGAGCCCCCAGUGCCCCAUCACCCAUCCCAGCGGGGACUGGGCGCUGCCAGGCUGGCAGGGCUGGGCCCACCAACAAAUCCCCCCCUGGCCUGGGGCCGCUUCUCUCCCUCCCUUUGUGGGCUCUGGCUGGGCACAGGGGGACCGAGUUCGUCCCAAACCACAAUUGCCACCUCUGGCAGCAGCUCCGGCCGUGGCGGAUGUGCUGGAAAUAACCCUGGUGAGGCCGUGUCCCCCUUGCCAAGGCCACGGGACCCUAUAAAGGCACCCAGGGAGCCCGGGCUGCACUCAGCCCAGCACGGGGAGACACCAUGAAGUCCCUGGUCCUGCUCACCCUCUUGGCCCUGCUCACCCUUGGCCUCUGCCGCAGAGCUGCCGAUGGCUCUGCCAGCACCGAGGACUCACCCAGCUUCGAAGCCUUCGUCUCCCGACGCGCCAGCGCCCAGGUGGUGCAGAGGCAGAGGCGCAACCUCGGCCAUGGCAGCAGCGUCGCCGGAGCCCCGCCGGACCCGCUGGAGGCCAAGCGCGAGGUGUGCGAGCUGAACCCCGACUGUGACGAGCUGGCCGACCAGAUCGGCUUGCAGGAAGCCUACCGGCGCUACUACGGGCUCGUGUAGCCCCAGCCCUGCCUGGGCCGGGGGCUGAGCUCCCCCCAAAACCCCCGUCAGGCCCCCCCUGUGCACCUUCACCCUCCCACCCUCUCUGUCAGCCCCAGGAAGAAAUAAACGCAAAUGGUA
Molecule: messenger RNA, 1935 nt
Organism: Motacilla alba alba
Lineage: Eukaryota; Metazoa; Chordata; Aves; Passeriformes; Motacillidae
Gene: BGLAP
Product: bone gamma-carboxyglutamate protein
Exons: 4
Coding region: 1510-1815 (101 amino acids)
Biological process (GO): osteoblast differentiation; response to vitamin K; bone development
Cellular component (GO): extracellular region
Molecular function (GO): hydroxyapatite binding; calcium ion binding; structural constituent of bone
Source: RefSeq, a predicted model, not a curated record